AUAGAACAUGUCAUUAGGCUUUUUGCCAAUGGAAACCUACUUUUAAGUGACAUCGAUACUAGUGGCAAUGGUCGAGGCAACAAGACUCCCCUCAAUAUUAAUCCAUCCACAGGGAGGGAGAGCAGCAUCCCCUUGGCAUUUUCAGAUUCCAAUUGGGGUGCGCACAUCAGGUCUUACAUAAGGUCCAUCAAC
Messenger RNA from Suillus fuscotomentosus, 192 nucleotides. RefSeq lists its product as uncharacterized. The transcript has a single exon. Lineage: Eukaryota; Fungi; Basidiomycota; Agaricomycetes; Boletales; Suillaceae. The record is from RefSeq and is a predicted model, not a curated record. The annotation marks the transcript as partial.